GAGGGUCCAGAGCUGUCGUGGGGAAUUCUAGAUCCGAUUGGCCACAAGGCUGUCCCGCAUCACACCGACCCUAGUUACAAGGUUCCAGAUGAAGGGAACGUUCAGAUUUUGGUCGAGGGUGAAGCGACAACCGAGAAGGUGCAAAUGUUCAAUGCCGCGGUCAAGGCGAUUGGACCCGGGCCCGGGUCCAAGGCAAACAGCGAUGCUGAUGUUGCGACCGAGCAGAGAUUCUUCGAUCUGGCUCACCAGAAUCGGGAUCGUAUUCCGGAUAGAAGAUCUACUGAUCCGGCGUAUACCAAUCCUCGUCUUGAUAUCUUCAGCACCCUUCCCGAGGAGCUGGACAUCAUUCCCGACGACCUAGAUGAGGUGGGUACCAGAACCGAUACUGAUGCUGGUGCCCUGUCUUGGACAGUCACGCCAUCCAGGCGGGGCUCGCGUCAGGUGAAUGUCUCCGGCGAGGUUCCUGGGAGCGAUGAGCCUCAGGACGAUGCUGUGCUUGAUGGAGCAUUCAGACGGGGGUCCAGACCUCAGAGUCGCGUGCCUGCACGAUCAUGCUUUGCACGCGAACACGUGGGUGGUCAUGUCCCGGAGCAAGCGCCUCCCCCGCCGUCCCGAGAAAUGCCACCGCCGAGUGCUCCGGCUCAUCGUCGCUCCCGUGCACAGGAAACGGAGAAGGUGGCAGACUCUAAUGAUCUAAUGGAGAAGUGGAUGCAGCACGUGGUUCCGUCCGAGGAUAUGAAAAAUUCAACGAUCGAAACGCUUUAUCUCACAUUCACCAUAAAUCCCAGAUCGCUUAAUACCGCGAAAUACAUGGCGGCUUCAUUGCUGGUCAAGUUGAAUGCCAACACCGAUGACAAGACCAACAUGAAGAAUGCCGGGGUAGGUGAGGCGGGCGCUGCCGUCCGGGAGGCAUCUCCCAGUGGCACCUCGAUGGCUCCCGCAGAGACCAUCAAUCAGCAGUUCACUGGGACGGCAACCCGCACAGUGUCUGGGCCGCCGCAGAAGGUCCCGCGUUCCGAUCAAUGGGCACCGUCUAUGCCUAGGGGCAAGCCCAUGCCUAUGACUCGAACUCCCGAUCGUGGAAGAAGUCAAGCACGGGCGCCAAGUGUCGCCGAUACGGCUUCGACCCAUCCUACCGUGUCUGUUCCUGCCGACGAUGAAGGCGGGGCAAGCACGACAUGUCACGACCACCAAGGCCAAGCCCAGCCCUGGACAUUCCGACUCGACUCCUUGCGGAGUCCAUAA
Molecule: messenger RNA, 1245 nt
Organism: Symbiodinium sp. CCMP2592
Lineage: Eukaryota; Dinophyceae; Suessiales; Symbiodiniaceae
Source: the annotation of a GenBank genome assembly